GUGCGUCAUGUCGUCACGUCCGCUCACGCUCAGCUCCAGCUUGCAUCAUUUCUCGUCUCUCUCUCGGCAGCCGGGUGGAAGCCAACAUACACCAUGGUGGAGCCGGUCCCCGAGUCCAUCAACUUUCCCUCUCAGGAGGAGAAGAUCAUGCAGUUUUGGCAAGAAAAGGACUGCUUCCAGGAAUGCCUCAAACAGUCCAAGAACAGGCCCAAAUACACCUUCUAUGAUGGCCCUCCUUUUGCCACUGGUCUUCCCCACUACGGACACAUCCUAGCUGGCACCAUCAAGGAUAUUGUUACUCGCUUUGCCCAUCAGAGCGGCUUCCAUGUGGACCGGCGCUUUGGCUGGGACUGUCAUGGCCUGCCUGUGGAGUACGAGAUUGAUAAAACUUUGGGGAUCAAAGGACCUGAAGAUGUGGCCAAGAUGGGCAUCGCUGAAUACAACAAGCAGUGCAGAAACAUUGUCAUGAGAUACUCCAACGAGUGGGAGACUUCAGUGAAGCGAAUGGGAAGAUGGAUCGACUUCAAGAAUGACUACAAGACUCUCUACCCAUGGUUCAUGGAGACUGUCUGGUGGGUGUUCAAACAGCUGUACGACAAGGGUCUGGUUUACCGAGGCGUUAAAGUCAUGCCUUUCUCCACUGCAUGCAACACUCCUCUGUCCAACUUUGAGUCCCACCAGAACUACAAGGACGUUCAGGACCCAUCUGUGACCGUCAACUUCCCAUUGGUUGAGAAUGAGGAAGUGGCUUUGAUUGCCUGGACGACCACACCCUGGACACUGCCGAGCAACCUGGCUCUCUGUGUUAACCCGGAGUUCAUAUAUGUCAAGAUCAAAGACAACACCACAGAAAAGACCUACAUCAUGAUGGAGGCCAGACUGGGAGCUCUGUUUAAGUCUGAGAGCGAGUACACCCUCCUGGACAAAUUUCCUGGCAAGACGCUGAAAGGGAAAAAAUACAAGCCUCUUUUCCCGUACUUUAGCAAGUGUGGGGAGAAAGGAGCAUUCCAGGUGGUGACGGAUAACUACGUCAAGGAGGAAGAGGGUACAGGAGUGGUCCACCAGGCACCCUACUUUGGAGCUGAUGAUUACAGGGUGUGUACUGAAUUCAACAUCAUCCAGAGGGACCAAGCUCCUAUCUGCCCCGUGGAUGCCUCGGGCUGCUUUACAUCAGAGGUCACUGACUUUGCGGGACAGUAUGUCAAAGAUGCUGACAAGAAUAUCAUCAAGUGGCUGAAGGAGAACGGUCGCCUCGUCAAUGCCAGCAGUUUCAAACAUAGUUACCCAUUCUGCUGGAGGUCCGACACACCCCUGAUCUACAAAGCCGUCCCCAGCUGGUUUGUUCGGGUGGAGCACAUGGUGGAUAAACUGUUGGACAACAAUGGGAAAUGCUACUGGGUUCCAGAGUUUGUGCGGGAGAAGCGUUUCGGAAACUGGCUGAGAGACGCACGAGACUGGGCGAUUUCGAGGAACCGUUACUGGGGCACGCCUAUCCCUCUCUGGGUCAGCGACGACUUUGAGGAGGUGGUGUGUAUCGGGUCCAUGACUGAACUCGAGGAACUGACCGGAGUCAAAGUAACUGAUCUGCAUCGGGAGAGCAUCGACAAUCUGACCAUCCCGUCACGGUGCGGUAAGGGCGUGCUGCGGAGGGUCACGGAGGUGUUUGAUUGCUGGUUUGAGAGCGGCAGCAUGCCUUACGCCCAGGUCCACUACCCUUUUGAAAACAGGAAGGAGUUUGAGGACACUUUCCCAGCAGACUUCAUUGCCGAAGGCAUUGACCAGACAAGAGGAUGGUUCUACACCCUGUUGGUGCUCUCCACAGCACUGUUUGGCAAACCGCCCUUCAAGAAUGUCAUUGUUAACGGACUGGUACUCGCAAGCGAUGGACAGAAGAUGAGCAAGCGCAAGAAGAACUACCCAGAUCCAGCACUGAUAGUGCAGAGCUACGGAGCCGAUGCCCUCAGACUGUACCUCAUCAACUCUCCUGUAGUGAGAGCAGAGAACCUGCGUUUCAAAGAGGAUGGAGUGCGAGACGUGCUGAAGGAUGUCUUCCUGCCGUGGUAUAAUGCCUAUCGCUUCCUGGUGCAGAACGUACAAAGGUUACAAAAGGAGGAUGAUAACCAGUUCCUGUACAAUGAAAACACAGCGAAGCAGAGUGACAACAUCAUGGACAAAUGGAUUCAGUCCUUUACACAGUCCCUCAUCCAGUUCUUCAAGGCUGAGAUGGACGCUUACCGUCUUUACACCGUCGUGCCUCGGCUGGUCAAGUUUGUCGAUAUGCUCACUAACUGGUACGUCAGGACAAACAGACGCCGUCUGAAGGGAGAGAGUGGCACAGAGGACUGCCUGUGGGCGCUGGAAACCCUCUUCAGCGUUCUGUUCUCCAUGUGCAGGCUAAUGGCUCCCUUCACACCCUUCAUUACAGAAAUGAUGUACCAAAAUCUGCGUCACCUCAUUGACCCUGCUUCGGUUGAAGAGAAGGACACCAGCAGCAUCCACUAUCUCAUGCUGCCCCAAGUCAGGGAGAGUGUGAUUGACAAGCGCAUUGAGAAUGCCGUCUCCCAGAUGCAGUCUGUGAUUGAGCUGGGCAGAGUGAUCCGAGACAGGAAGACCCUGCCUGUCAAGUACCCAUUGAAGGAGGUGGUAGUUAUACACCAGGACCCAGAGGCUCUGAACGACAUCCAGUCUCUGCAGAAAUACAUCCUGGAAGAGCUUAAUGUGCGACAGUUGACGCUGUCAACAGACAAGGACAAGUACGGUAUCCGUCUGAGAGCCGAGCCAGACCACAUGGUGCUGGGCAAGAGACUAAAGGGAGCCUUCAAAGCUGUCACUGCUUCUAUCAAGGAGCUCACCAGCGAACAGCUCGAGGCCUUCCAGAAGACAGGAUCCAUCACGGUGGACGGCCAUGAGCUUCAUGAGGAGGACCUGAGGCUGAUGUACACCUUUGACCAGAGCUCUGGCUCAGCCGCACAGUAUGAAGCACACUCUGAUGCACAGGUCCUGGUGCUGCUGGAUAUCUCCCCGGACCAGUCCAUGCUGGAUGAAGGCGUUGCCCGAGAGGUCAUCAACCGCAUUCAGAAACUACGCAAGAAGGCCCAUUUGGUGCCAUCAGAUGAGAUAACUGUGCACUACCGCUGCCAGCCAGAGCGCGAUUACUUGGAUUCUGUGAUCCAGGCUCACACCGACUUCAUCCUGGCUACGACCAAGGCUCCACUGUUGCCUUUCCCUGUUCCAAAGACUGCCAGUGUCAUCAUAGAAGAAAAGACUCAGCUGAAGGGCUCAGACUUGGAGCUAACCAUAAUAAAGGGAUCUUCAGCUCCACGGGCCCCUCUAAAUGGACCAGCUUGCAACUAUGUGAACCUCAGGGUGAAAGUCAACAACAAAGAACAAGAGGGGGUGGUGCUGUUGGAGAACCCCAAAGGGGAUAACAGACUAGACUUGGACAAGCUGAAGAGAGUGAGCAGCAGCAUCUUUGGAACCAACAACACCCAGCUCAAAUUCUUCAAUGGCGGCUCUGAGCUGACCAGCAAAAUGGACCUGCAGGCUCUGAGCGGUAAAACCUUGUCAGUGACGUCAGGCUCUUCCUCCCCUGGCCCUGCCCCCUCCACCGACACCCUCCUGUGUCCUUACGUGAACCUGCUGCUCUGCAAUGCACAACCAGCUGAGUGCCAGACAGGAGAGCUGGGCACCCUCCUGCUGGUGAACCCAGUGGGCCAGAAUGGGCUCGAUUUCUCAGGCCUGCUCUCUGAGGCUGCAAAAGUCUUCGGCCUCCGCAGCAGACGGCUCAAGCUCUACCUGGACCAGGACCUCACCCAGGAGCUGCCAGCUGAUUCAUCAGUAAAGUCUCUAGACACCAAAACUCUCUUUGUGAGAGUUCUCCCAACAACUGCCGAAGCAUAAAUCCAGAGAAGCCAUGUUACAAUCCUGACAUCAACUUUUGCCUCCCAGGUUCCCUGAAUGAAGAUGCUUUUUUACCACUGAAAUCCCACCCAUAGCCCCUUUGAUGUACAGUGGAUUAAGACACGAAGUGGCAUAAUGUGUUUCAGCAUUCUUUGGAAAUACUGAUGCAAAGCAGGCUUGUCUGUCAAGUUCACAAUUGUUAAUCUAUGGAGUCACUAUCACACGUCUUGAAAUUUAAAGACAACUUUAGGCAGAGAUUUUGAUGUGUUUUCACACAUUACAAUAUGUGAUGAUAGCUCUAAUUAUUCAGUAUAUUUAGUCAAGACUUCAGUUCUUCACUUCUUUCCCUCGUCUUGGUCUUUAAUGUCUUUUAAUUUCUCAUUAAUUACAAGUGACAGUUUUCUAAGAAAGUACAAAGUGUAGCUAGGCUAUAUUUAUUCUGGACAGAGAAGAGAUUUACAUUAUUUCUUCACUUGAAAGUGGAUAUUCUGCAAGAACAGAACGACUAUUCAUACCUAGCAGCUGAAUAGACCCACUGGAUGUGUGAAUGUGAAUGUGUAAAGUGGCUGAUCACAGAAACUAGGACUUGUUUGACAUAAGGAAAGCCACACAUCAAACUACAACAGAAAAAAAUGCCAAAGGUUCAUUUUUCAGUAACUUUCCUUCUGGGUGACUGUCAAACCUCUCUAGCUGUCAAUUCUAGCAGUGGAUGUCAUUUCUUUAUUACACUAAUGAUAAAAUUAUGCAAGCUACUUCCCUUCAAGGCUUAUUUGAGGUGAGCUUAGUCCAGAGUAAUUAUUUCUGUGGCUCAUUGGGAAACCAAUUUGUCCUAUUGUGCUUGCACACAAUUUUGAAUUUAACAGAUAAACCUAUUCUGUUCAUUGCAUUGGGAAUCCUUUGACAAUUGUGAAGGCAUUCGUGAGGUGAAAUGGAUUUUCAGGCCACUGUACCUUCAGGACAAAAGGGUUCUCUAAUAAAAAGGGCAACAAAAGGAUAAUGUACUAUUUUAGGUGAUGAAUUGAAUAAAUCAAAGGUGACUAAGAA
This is a messenger RNA of Larimichthys crocea (large yellow croaker), 4944 nucleotides long. It is a transcript of the gene iars1, whose product is annotated as isoleucyl-tRNA synthetase 1. Lineage: Eukaryota; Metazoa; Chordata; Actinopteri; Sciaenidae. Bases 94 to 3900 code for a protein of 1268 amino acids. Gene Ontology annotation, biological process: isoleucyl-tRNA aminoacylation. The transcript is spliced from 34 exons. Gene Ontology annotation, molecular function: aminoacyl-tRNA deacylase activity; isoleucine-tRNA ligase activity; ATP binding. The record is from RefSeq and is a predicted model, not a curated record.